Messenger RNA from Diaporthe citri, 831 nucleotides. RefSeq lists its product as uncharacterized. The record is from RefSeq and is a predicted model, not a curated record. Bases 1 to 831 code for a protein of 276 amino acids. The transcript has 2 exons. Lineage: Eukaryota; Fungi; Ascomycota; Sordariomycetes; Diaporthales; Diaporthaceae.
AUGCCUAUUCGUAUCCACGAUGAGAACCCAGCCUUGACCAAGACCUAUACACAGCCUCGCAAUGCACCGCUUCCUCCACCUCCCAGCGCCAGCAGCCCUCGGAGCAGCACGAGCAGCACGGCGACCCUGUCGAACGAUCCGAGCCGGAGUCAAAAGCCGGGAACAGCCAUCAACCUCGUCACCAUCGCCCACAAAUCCACACCACCCGCGCUCUCCUCGCUCUCCAAACAGUCCUCCACGCCCGCCCUAUUUCCCCCCGUCACAUCAGCGGGGCGGGCCCACAACAUCUUCGCCAAUCUGUUCGCGUGGAUGGUUCUCGUUGCUUUUGUCAUCGCCCCUUGCAACUUCACGGGCUUCCCAGCCGACAGGUCGUUGAUGGUGAGCGACAACGAUGAGCUGUCAUCUAUACCUCUCACCACGUCCUCCACACUCAAGAAGAUCCCCUCCGUCCCUCUGUUGGCGAUCUGCUGCGUCUUUUUCUUCCUCGGCGUCCUCGGCAUGCUCUGGCUCGCGGUUUUUUGGCGACGCAAUUAUAUAUGGUUGAUGAACCGAAUUUACCUUCCUUUAAUCCUCAACAGCCUGGCGGGAUUCAUAGGAACAAUGGUGGUAGUCCAUGUACAGCACGGCUGGCACUGGAGCAUCGCCGCCCUGGUGACCGUAUCAAUUGAGGGCGCCAGCCUAGCCGUCGGACUGAGCUUGUUCGCCUUGUACCAGUACUGGCUCCUAGCCAAGCUGAAGAGGGAACAUUACCGGGAGACCAGCAGGAAGAGGACUGUCGACCUUGUCAAGGCCGGCAAGGCACCGCCCUUUGCGCCAGGAAGUGUUGUCUGA